AAACCCAACUCCCCCUUCAACUGCUCUCUCUCUUUCCUCCUAAAAAUCCCCAAAUACCCAUCUCCUCUCUUCCUAAAAUACACCCAAAACCCCUUUUCCUCUCUCUCUCUCUCUCUCUCUUUCCAUCUUCUUCUCCUUGAUUGUAAAGUCCAAAACCCCACCUUAGUUAAUGAUAGAGAUUGAUCGGACCCGAUCCGCCAUGUUCUCGACCCCAUUCGUCCUCUCCUUCGCACUCCUCCUCUCUCUCCCACUCCUCUUCCUCCUGGCCCCACGUAUCCUCCCCCCUCGCAACAUCCCAAUCUCCCUUCCCGACGAGCUAGACGAUCUCGCCCUCUUCCGUCGUGCCGCUCUUGCCUCCCUUUCCCCUCCUCCACCUCCUCCUACCCCCAAAAUAGCCUUCCUCUUUCUCACGAAUUCCGACCUCUCCUUCGCCCCUCUUUGGGAACGCUUCUUCGCCGGCCACGAUCCUCUCUUCAACAUCUACAUCCACGCCGACCCCACAUCCCGCCUCCACCCCCCCUCAUCUGGUGUCUUCCACAACCGUUUCAUUCCCGGCAAACGCACACAACGUGCUUCCCCUACUUUAAUUUCCGCUGCCCGCCGUCUCCUUGCAGCCGCCCUCCUCGACGAUCCUGCCAACACCUACUUCGCUCUCCUUUCCCAGCACUGCAUCCCUCUCCAUUCAUUCCGAUUCGUCUACCACUCCCUCUUCAGCGACUAUCCUCCCGCCAAUUACUCAUCUCCUUCCAACUCCACUCCCUACCGUUACCAUUACCAUUUACGCAGUUUUAUUGAGAUCUUGGCCGAAGAACCCAACCUAUGGGACCGUUACACCGCCCGCGGCAAUGACAUCAUGAUGCCGGAAGUCCCGUUCUCCGACUUCCGAGUCGGUUCUCAAUUCUUCAUAUUGACUCGCCGGCACGCUCUCCUGGUCAUCCAAGAUCGCCGUCUAUGGCGGAAAUUCCGUCUUCCAUGCCACAAGGCCGAGUCUUGCUACCCUGAGGAGCAUUACUUCCCGACGCUGCUGUCCAUGGAGGAUCCGAAGGGCUGCACCCACUACACACUCACACGAGUGAACUGGACCGGGAGCACCGGCGGGCAUCCACACACGUAUGGGCCCGCCGAGGUGUCGGGGGAGCUUGUGGAGCGGCUUCGGAAAUCCAAUUCUACUUACUCAUACCUGUUUGCGAGGAAAUUCGCCGCUGCCUGCUUGAAGCCGUUGAUGAAGAUCGCUGACAGCGUCAUUUUCCGGGAUUGAGAAGGAAAUGUAGCAGCUUCCGGGACACCGAUUUAUCAGGCAUGAAAGAGAAGGAAUCCGAGGCAGAGCCGACAAAGGAAAGGAUCUCUCUCUAUCUCUUUCUCACCCAGCGCUUGGGAGUGAAGGAAAGAGAAGGGAAGGUGUAGGGGGUGGUGGACCCACCACUUUUAAGAAAACAAAAGGAAAAAAAAAAAAGGAAAUAGGAAUGGGAAGGGGUAUUAAGGGAAAUAAAAUCUUUCUAUAAAAUGUAUAUUUUUUCUUUUAUUUUCUUCUGGGGUUUUUCUUUUCCUACUCCCAACCCGUGGUCCCCUUACUACUAUUACUACUACUCGUUCAUUGAAUUAGGAAAAUUUCUUUUCUUGUCUUUUUUCCUCCCAUGCCCUUGUAUAUACUCUCUCUCUCUCUCUCUCUC
Messenger RNA from Magnolia sinica, 1670 nucleotides. Its product is annotated as glycosyltransferase BC10. The transcript has 3 exons. NCBI's taxonomy places the organism in Eukaryota, Viridiplantae, Streptophyta, Magnoliopsida, Magnoliales, Magnoliaceae. The record is from RefSeq and is a predicted model, not a curated record. Gene Ontology annotation, cellular component: membrane. Gene Ontology annotation, molecular function: glycosyltransferase activity. Bases 170 to 1258 code for a protein of 362 amino acids.